AAUCUAAUCUCUUCACUGAGCAGUGAGCACAAGCUGCCCACAGUUAGCGGAUGUUGCUGUCGGAGCGCGCAGGCUUAUGGGUAAUGUAAGGUGCAGGCAGAAGGCAGCAGGCAGCACAACACGCCGGAGACUGGUGGGGAAAAAUAGCUUCCGCAGUUCCGUCAGCAGGCGAGGUUAAAUGUUGAUUACACUGUUAGCAUGCUGAACGUGUGUUUGUGUCGUGUUCUUCUCAAGUAACAAGGUAACUACGUCAGCGCUGCUCGUGUAGUCCUUUGGUGAGACAAGCAACAUGAGUCUGAACGAGCAUUCACUGCAGGCUCUCUCCUGGAGAAAGCUCUACCUCAGCCGAGCUAAACUGAAGGCUUCAAGCCGGACAUCAGCUUUGCUUUCUGGAUUUGCUAUGGUGGCCAUGGUGGAAGUGCAGCUGGACAACAGCUAUCCAUACCCACCUGCCCUUCUCAUUGCCUUCAGUGCCUGCACCACUGUGCUUGUUGCCGUUCACCUGUUCGCUCUCAUGGUCAGCACCUGCAUUUUGCCCAACAUAGAGGCGGUCAGCAAUGUCCACAACCUUAACUCUGUGAAGGAGUCCCCACAUGAGCGAAUGCACCGACACAUUGAACUGGCGUGGGCUUUUUCCACUGUUAUUGGCACUUUGCUCUUCUUAGCGGAGGUUGUUCUGCUCUGCUGGGUGAAAUUUUUGCCUGUGAAGCCUAACAAGUCCAGCAACAGCACAGUUUCAUCUGGUGUAGCUGCUGCUAUCACAUCCACCUCCAUCAUGGUCCCCUUUGGUUUGGUCUUCAUAGUAUUUGCUGUGCAUUUCUACCGCUCUCUGGUCAGCCAUAAGACUGAUCGACAGUUUCAGGAGCUGGAGGAGCUGUCUAAUCUCACCAGGCUACAGAACGAGCUGGAUAACAGAGGGGAUUCUUCCAUCCUGCAGUCUCCAAGCUCACAUUUCCCUUAGGCAACACAUAUGAUGGACUAUUGGUAGAACUAUGUGUCCUUGAGAUUUCGCCAAACUAGAAGCACAUUUUGGCUUCUAUUUUUUACAGGUGUGAAGAUGCCUCACCUCUUUGUUGUGAAUUUUUUGUGUAAAGAGUUGUAUUUUUAGAAUACAUUUGAUAAACUGUGAGCUCACAAAUCUGCCAGUUAGCAUGUAACUUGAAAUUUGAAAGUCUUAACUGUGAUAGCUGCUUGAUUUGUCGCUGAAAUUAUGGCACACAAAAAAAAAUCAGAACAAUAACUUGAAUCCUGUCUGUUGCCUGCUGUGUUUAUUUACCUGUUUGUCAGUGAGAAAUUGUUAAUAUAUAUUACCUGGUUGUGUUAACCACAAGUAUUUAACCCCUUCUCAUUCACUGUGUACCUGAUUUGUUGUAAAGUUCACAAUUUUCAUGAAUGUAAUGCGUGCUGUUUCCAUAGACAUACUGCUGAAACUACAGUAUUAUUAAAGACUACACGCUGACAUCAGUAGCACAGGCUUUGUUGCAAGAAUAAACACUUUUUUUUUUACCAUC
This is a messenger RNA of Notolabrus celidotus (New Zealand spotty), 1511 nucleotides long. RefSeq names its product ORAI calcium release-activated calcium modulator 1b (gene orai1b). The record is from RefSeq and is a predicted model, not a curated record. Gene Ontology annotation, molecular function: store-operated calcium channel activity. Gene Ontology annotation, cellular component: membrane. Bases 290 to 961 code for a protein of 223 amino acids. The transcript is spliced from 2 exons. NCBI's taxonomy places the organism in Eukaryota, Metazoa, Chordata, Actinopteri, Labriformes, Labridae. Gene Ontology annotation, biological process: store-operated calcium entry.